Molecule: messenger RNA, 5211 nt
Organism: Amoebophrya sp. A25
Lineage: Eukaryota; Dinophyceae; Syndiniales; Amoebophryaceae
Source: the annotation of a GenBank genome assembly
AGUGGUACGACAAAUAUUAUAUAUCUUUAUUUAUAUGUACUUAGCCACAGUGUAGUAAGUAGUAAUUUUUUGAUGUUUCUUCAUUUUUUUCAUCUCGUCGAUCGUAAAUACUAGUACCUUGAACAACUUGACUCAUACACCUGGUGAUGGAAGUGGAAUAUCAAUAAAGAGGCUAUCUUAAUCUUUCUAGUAUUUUGUCACGAUGCUUGCCGACAUCAUGGAGCCAUCGUCUUCGAACAGUGAAGCGGACAGAGAUCCAGGUGAUGGUACGAACAGCCAGGCAUCUGGUGGAGGUGCUGGUGGCAGCCGCAUCUUCUACAUAACCGAGGAGGAGCUAAUGCGCAUCCGCAAUCCGGAAUUGGUCACUCAAAUCUCCGCAAAGCAGGACUUGUACAAUCCCCGUGCCAUCUUGCAAGACUUGUUGCAGAAACAUCCGGACGUACUGACACAGCGUGAUGCGGUGGAUGACACGGACUCGGUGGUCAACAACAUGUCCUCACGCUCGACUGGAGGUGCUGGUGCUGGGUCCUACAAUACUGGCUUCCCAGGUUCGGGUGGCAUACCAGCUCCUGGAACGUCUACUAGCGCGAUUGGGGGAACAUCCUUUCUGAUUAGUACGGGCGCAAGUGGUGCUGUAAGUAGCACAGCGCAGUCGAAGGAACACCCCAGCAGUUCGACUCCCCGCUUCAAUAUCAGUGGUGGCAGCGCGAGCAAUAUUGCGGCUCUGAUCCCUGGUCGCCAAUCUGCCUCACAACUACAACCGCCUCCACGAAGCUCUGCUCUCAACUUGGACAAUCUCUCAGCAGACACACCGGGUCGUUGGCGCACGGAUAUGACACCGCAUUACAGCGGUGUUGACGGAUCUCCUGUACUAUGCCUCUUGAACAAGGCUUGUUAAGAAAAGUAUCGUAGACAUACAGUUCGAAGAGGACCUCUCGCAAAUCACGAACACAAUUCAUCUUGAGGAGAUUAUAGUGGAGCCAACUCAAAAACCUCUGAGUCGAUUCAUCGUGAUGAUGAAAUCGAUUUGCCAGUACUAAUACUGUUUGCCUCUGUGCCUGUGCUCGUAAUCUGCAUCAUGCGGUUACUUAAUUUAUUAAGCUAUUAACCACAUCCCACUCGAUCUCGAUCUUCAGGCAGUGGGAGACUACAUGGAGGCAGCCAACGUCGUCGACUCUCCCUAUUCGCCGGAACGAAUUGCACCUCCUCGAAAUUCAAGGAACGAUAUUCGGGGCUCACCCUCGCGCUUUGGUUACACAAGUCCAAACAACCACGCACAAUUUGGUCGACAACUACAACAAAAGUAUCAUGUUUUUAUACGAGAAAGUGUUGCUUCUUAGUUAGGCUCUUCCCAGUUAUUUUCAUACUAGAAAGUAAGCUCAUCUAUGAGGAGAAAAAUACCCGCUAGAGAUGGAUACAACAACAAUACUGAAAGAAAAACUUGUUCUUCUACAUUGUUGAUUGCAACAAAGAAGCAGAAAAAGAAAUUGUUUGCGUAGUCAGAACGCAAGUUCAACGACCAUUUUACAAUGCAGGCUCGACGAUUUGCCGCCUUGUCAUCUGCAACUAUCAGGAGAGGAGUACACCGCGCUUUUGCAGGUGCUGAGUAAUGACAGCUUGAUUCAAAAGCAUUCCGUGCUGUCGUCUUUACGACAGACGCUGUCAAGUAGCUCCGCUGCAGUUGGAUCCGAUGUAGGUGGGUUUAACGGCGGAGGCGGUGCAGACGCCGAUCGCAGCGCGGGAGGCGGAGGCCAGGCAAACUACUCCUUAGGCGUUGGAGGUGGGGCCAGCGCAAGUAGUUCGUCCCUCGUUGCAAAUGGUUCCGCGCGCAAGCGGCAAAUGCUCCAGCAAAACGGUGGAAAGUCAAGCUAUCUCGCGAAUGCAAUGGGUGGAUCGCAGGGGAGAGCUGUCAGAGGUACUUAUUUUUUAGUAAUCUAAGAGAAUAUCCUCCUCGCACCACGACGAAUAGGGCAGUGUGGCAUAACCAUAGCUAUCUUGAAUUCACCGCCUAUUUGUACAGCCAUGAAAAGUAGAGUCUUCUUUUCUCCUGUGCUCAGAUGUCAAUCCGGCCUUCGGCUGCACCCCACCUGGUGGCUCCAGCGCGGACGAAACGGCAGAUCCUAGUAUGGGUGGUAUGGGAAGGUGUCGGGAGAACGCCACCGAUGGAGAGAUGUCGGUUGCGGGUGCGAGCGCUGCCUCUGCCAGCUCAGCUGCCAGUGGCACAAAUGGUUCAGCGAGGCAAGGAAGCAAGCUCGGGCUGGCAAAAAACAAACAGAAUAUUGUGGCACCACCAACGAAUAGCCCAGAAAGCGAACUGGUUGACGGCCUCCAGAGCUACGACGACGUGGACCGGGAGUUGCGGAUUCGGUAGCAACUUGUUUGUUGAUCUUGUUCCUCUUCUAUUUCGUCCCGAGUAUCACUAUCUAUCACCAUCACCUGCUGAGUUCUAUGAGUGAGAGGAUUUUGAUAUUGAUUUAUUAUGGAGAAAAUUCAACUAAGGACUGCAAAAAUCCGGACAAAGUUCAAUCUUCUCGGGCAUGAUACGAAUCCGCAGAACACUCGCCGCCUACUGCGCUCCCCUCUGGAAAACCCUCACCCAAUUGCGAGCCAAGAACCUCGGGCGCCCUCCAAAUCCCCGCGCCCCUCCAGAAUCCCCCAGCAUACAUUUGCAGGCUGGUGCGGUGGACUCUGGAGGGGCGCGGGGACUCACAUGAAACGAAACCAAACGACAGAAAAACCAAGAGGAAACAAGUUACAAAAGUCGCUAAGCGGAGCACUUGCAGGACGAGGAGGCGACAAUAAAGACCGUUUUUGUGCAGUUCUUAGUUGACUUAGCGCCAUUCUAAUCAGCCACCUGCGGAAGCACCAGAGGCACAGCGAGCACGCCACACCAUCGAAACUUAACAAAAAGAGGAGGCGCAAGCCCUUGGGAAUUCAGGCGGCAACCGGUCCAGCCCUUCUUGAAAAACGCCACGAAAUUGAAUAAGCCUCUCUAUUGUUUGCCGGGUUCCCGCUCGCAAGGCCAUUUUUGGAAAAAAAAUCUGAAGACAUCUUUUCAGUUUUUUCAUCAAAAAUGGCCUAGCGAGCGGGAACCCGGCAAACAGUAGAGAGGUUUAUUCAAUUCCGGCGAAACCUCCGCAAAGUUGUCCGCUGAAAUACUUCAAAAGAGUGCGGACAACGCCAGCAAACGCCCCCGACAAUCUGCGCACACACGGCGGCGCGCGUGAGUGGUCUGACCAUUUAAGGGCGGCGGCGCGUCUUUCUUCUUUGUUACUAAUCCCACCCGGCGCGAGAGCCUCGGGGCGCCGGGUGGUCAAAAGUCCAACACUUAACAACAUGAAAAGACCCAAGAACGAAGAACCUCGGGCGGAGUGUCUCAAACCUCUCCGAUUAUGGCGAAAAAUUCGACCACAGACAAGUGGAGUUAGAAUGGAGAAAAUUCAUCUAAGGACUGCAAAAAUCCGGACAAAAUUCAAUCUUCUCGGGCAUGAUACGAAUCCGCAGAACACUCGCCGCCUACUGCGCUCCCCUCUGGAAAACCCUCACCCAAUUGCGAGCCAAGAACCUCGGGCGCCCUCCAAAUCCCCGCGCCCCUCCAGAAUCCCCCAGCUAGCAUACAUUUGCAGGCUGGUGCGGUGGACUCUGGAGGGGCGCGGGGACUCACAUGAAACGAAACCAAACGACAGAAAAACCAAGAGGAAACAAGUUACAAAAGUCGCUAAGCGGAGCACUUGCAGGACGAGGAGGCGACAAUAAAGACCGUUUUUGUGCAGUUCUUAGUUGACUUAGCGCCUAUGUAAUUUCCUCACGUCGGUCGACCUUAUCUGUCAGCCACGACUCUAUCUCCCAACAGGACUACUCGAACGAGUUGCCCCGGGUCUGAUCCGGCAUCGCCGACGCCGUCAAGUAGUUUUGGGGGUUUCAGUUAUGUCAGUCCGGCAUCGUGGCGAAGUCCCGGGGAUUUGCGAACCGGUUUGAAGCCUCCAGUGUCAUCGGUUGCGGAAACAUCACCGGCAUCAAGCAUGAAGGUAAGAUACUUCCAUUUCUUUGAUUGCUAGUUUCACCUUGUUGGCUUAUCUUCUCGUUCUGUGAGUGAUUACUUAUUCAAUAUUUGCAUUCGGCUUUUGCGAUCUUGUAGCAAGUUCUUGUGUUGCACUCACAUUUUUCAGGUUUCGUCACAAUCGCAUCACCUGGCGAACCUGCCAGAUCCGAAGUUAGUGUCUGCUCUGUCGCAUUUGGACGGCUGUGGGUUCGGGGAUGUGGCACCGUGCUCAACAGAGGUAACUAGCCCCGCCGACCCUGAGCAGAUCAUGACUGGGGGCGGAUUUCACCCUGUCUCUUCUAGCAAACACUAUAAACCUUUAGGCAUUAUCCGCCCAAGCGAACAAAUCAUACCGGAGGAAUAGUCGUAAGGAAAGAAGAGAGGUGAGAAGCGGAGCUUUUUUGUGUUGGGCCAAUAUUUUUUCAGUAUUUUUUCCAAAACCAAGAACUACAUGACUAGCAAGUGCGAGGAAAUGUACUUCUUUCAUAUUUUCACUCGAAAAUAUAAGUAAACAUGGAUUUGGAUGGUCAUUUUUGAAUUUUGAGUAUCGUGCAAGAUUGCCCAGUAGUACUAGUACGAGUAUAAUUUCCCAUCGUAUGCGUACGCGUGGAAGCGAUAGUUGGCAGAUCGUGAUGAUCUUUAUAGAGGAGCGGGAGUGGCGGGUCAUAUAAAAUGUCGUCCAAACUACCAUGUUUUUUUGAGAAGUGAAUUCUGCGACAAGAUGGGAAAUUUCUGCAGUGAAGACACCGGAUCGCCUCAGUGGACACAUACCAGUCUGUCACGAUUAUGGCAUUCUCGUACUACGAUAAUGCACUAAGGAUUCUUCUUAAAAAAUAAGUCAAUCAUUCAUUGAAUGACGAAUAGAUUUACUGACUCAAGAAAAUUCUAUCUUCGAUGUCGAGUACGAGAAUUGCCCAAUAAGCUCGUCUGCAUGAUGAGCCUACUGUCUCGUUGUGAUCGCAGAUCGACCUCGACGGUCAUGGUCUUGAUAGUCAGCCACUUUUGUAAAUAGUAUGCAGUUCUUCUUAUUUUUAAGAAGCAGAAGCAAAUUCGAUGUGGAGAAAAACAGAAAUGAUUCCGGUCUUGCGGAACAAGAUGAAGUUUCUGACUCAACUUCAAAAGCUUUUAUCCUCCGACCUGGCCUUGGAGGUCACGACGACUUUCAGAAC